AUGUUGGCACGUUCAAAGUUAAACGGUUGCCAUUCGGCAUUAAAGUUGCUGCAUACAAUAAAAUCGGAUGUUACUUCAGAUCAAGUACUAGUGCAUUUUAACCCUCAAACUCCAAUUGUACUGACAACGGAUGCAAGUGAUAACGCUAUUGCUGGCGUUCUUUCACAUAAUAUUGGUGGUAAUUUAAGACCAAUUUCUUAUGUUUCUGCAUCUGCACGCAUGCAGAGGUGGUCAUUAAUUUUGUCAGGGUUUAAUUAUUCCGUUGAGUACAUAAAAGGGGAUUCUAAUAGUGCUGAUGGACUCUCUCGUAUGCCACAACAAAGUUCAGCAAAAGAUAUUAUUGAAAGUAAUUAUAUAAACCUAAUAGAAUCAGAUGACAAAUUUGCUAUUAAUUUCAAAACGAUUGCACGGGAAACUAGACGAGAUUUAAUAUUAUCUAAAGUAUGUGAAUCUGUUCGUAAAGGAAAAGUUAAUGUAUUGCACAACGAAGAUUUUACGCCUUACAUAAACAAAUGUACCGAACUUUCUGUUGAAUAUGAUUGCCUUUUAUGGGGUUAUCGUGUUAUCAUUCCAAUGAAACUUCGAAAAGUAGUACUUAAUCAACUACAUGAGUCACAUCUCGGCAUAGUUAAGACAAAGGCUAUGGCGAGGUCCUACGUUUGGUGGCCAGGUAUAGACAAGGACAUCGAGAAUAUGAUAAAAUCUUGUACUUCUUGUCAACAACUUUUAGACUCCCCUGAGAAAAGUUCAUUGAUACCAUGGACGCCAACCGAUUCUGUUUGGAGUCGCAUUCAUGUAGAUUUUGCUGGCCCGAUUAAUGGUGUCUAUUUAUUUAUAGUUAUAGAUUCCUUCUCCAAAUUUGCAGAGGUCUUUUUGACCAAAGAGAUUACGACUUCAUUUACAGUUGCAAAACUCAGGGAACUUUUUUGUUGA
Messenger RNA from Lucilia sericata (common green bottle fly), 933 nucleotides. RefSeq lists its product as uncharacterized. The transcript has a single exon. NCBI's taxonomy places the organism in Eukaryota, Metazoa, Arthropoda, Insecta, Diptera, Calliphoridae. Gene Ontology annotation, molecular function: nucleic acid binding. The record is from RefSeq and is a predicted model, not a curated record. Bases 1 to 933 code for a protein of 310 amino acids.